This is a messenger RNA of Cercospora beticola, 3162 nucleotides long. RefSeq lists its product as uncharacterized. The record is from RefSeq and is a predicted model, not a curated record. Lineage: Eukaryota; Fungi; Ascomycota; Dothideomycetes; Mycosphaerellales; Mycosphaerellaceae.
CUGUGAUUGAACAGUGAUACUACCUUGGUCCAUCUACUGACACCAUAUCGUUGGACAGCAUACUGUCGUUGUUGAAUACCGGCAUUGCUGAGCGUUCCGCUGCUCGCUGCUGUCCCGUUCUCGCUAGCGACAAACUCGGGCCACUGCCAGACCCAGGCCCAUCUUCUCACGCCCACGCAUCGCAACACCACACCGCACCCUCCCCGCUGACACACUUGGAUCCGAGACGCUGCUGACCGGCACCUGGCGGAGCGCUGAGGGCGGAAUCGCGAAAAAGUCACGUGCACCACUUCGCCGGCAGGACGUGUUGUUGAUGGAGCGAGAAAAGUAGGCUUGCUUGAUUGAACCCUCCACCAGACGCGCGCGACCCCAGGCUUCGAGCAGCACCGACACGCGCCUGCAGCAUGGCUACCCUCACCAACGGCGACGCCGCCGCCCACGCCGCCGAUACCACCGACACCGCUCCCACGGAUGCCGUCUCCAACAAGCGCAAGCGGCACGACGAGACGACCAGCGGGGAAGAAGCAUCGCGAGUAAAGCGACUGCAAAAGGACAUUUUGGAUGUGCUAUCACGCCAUGACACGGAACCCUCCUUCCUCAAUCACAACAUUCCUCCCGCCGAACCCUCCCAGAAAAAGGCCAAACUGUCCGCAACGAACAACGAGCAAACGAGCAUAGCAGCCCGACUUCGCAGCACGAGUUACACAUCCCUCCACGGCCUGCGCAAGGACGCCAACUCCGUUAGCGAUGAUCUCAUCACCGGCAUCAGGACGAAGGCGCGAGAACGGACCGGGUUCACCGCGGGAAGGCCGACGGUGGAAGAGCUGAAGCAGAUCAACAAGAUCCAAUCGUUGGACAAUCUGGUUCAGGAAAUCGUGGAAAGGGAACAUCGGUCUGAUGAUGUCGAAGACCAACAGCUCAAGAAGGAGGACAGCGGGCUCGCGAACGGACAUAGUGCAACUGCAGAUAGCACGCGAGGAGGAACGGUGCUCACGCUCUUUGGCAACGCACUCACUGCGAAGCAAUUGUUCUCCUCGCUGCAACAGCCUGCCGAUCGGAGAGAUCCACUGAUCAAGACGGAACUUCCGGUGGAGGAGCUGAGCUUGCCCAAUGGGAUAUCCGCGACCAAGGUCGCGCCUGUGGCCGUGGACAAUGCGCAAAAAGCCCCGACUUUCGAGCAGGCCUUCGCGCCUCCAUACAGCCUUGCGACAUUACAGCCGCCCAAGACGCACAAACGGUCGGCGACCCGUGAUCAAUCGGUGACGUGGGAAUUCAAGGAUCCCAUCCAGCGCAACAAGAGGGGAGGCUACACAGUACAGCCGCUGAGCACGGGUACAUGGCUGGGAUAUGGUGGUGUUGAUCCUCUUGAUACAGCGCAAGAAAAGCGCAAACAACGCGACCGAGCUCUGAGCUCGAGUGAUGGUGUGCACAGAAAGGAUGCGACAGACUCAUCCGAGGAGGCGCUGAAGAAACGGGAAGAGGCCCUAUUUCGGAGGGCGUAUUCGAGCUUCGCUCCACCAAAGGACAACUCUAACGCCAUCAUUCCGGAAGAGGUUAAGAAUAUGGUAUGGUGGCACAAGGUCGGCGAGAAGCGAUAUAACGAAAUAUUUGCCAUUGAUCCUGCUUUGCUUGACGAGGAUGCACAGGCGAGCAAAGUCCUCGAACUUCAGUCUUCCGUUGAGCUCCAGGAAGAUGAGUUCAGCCGAGUGUUGGAGGAUUUGGACGAACUGGAGAGGGCCGAGGAGGAGCAAUCUGUUCAGGCCCAGAAGGAUAAAACAGACGUCGAGCAAGUGCUGCGAGAGGUGUCUGAACUCCUGGAAACGCUGGCUUCUCAUCAACGCAUUCGCAACACGACUCUAUCGUCGUCAUCCACCGCAGCACGUACACCGAUCAGCCCUGGACCCAUCGUGACAUCUCAGAUCGGUAAGCCUGACGAGCCGUCCGAACAGGAGACCGCGACAUACCACAACCUUCGUCGUGAGCUGGCAUACUUGUUGUUGAAACUGCCGCCAUAUGCCAUUGCCAAACUCGAUGGCGAUCAAUUGGCGGACCUCGGUGUGAAGACCCUCAUCCCUUAUGAGACCAAGGAUAUCAGGGGCAGCAUGGAGGAGGAUCUUAUUGCCAGACAAGCCAAGCUCGCCGCAAUGACAACGGCGAACAGCAUUGCCAACUUGACUCGGCCCAAUUCGUCCACAUCGGCGCAGCGGUACAGCCAGACACCUCAAGGUACGCCGGCAAUCGGUGCAGCGGCUCACACUAGAUAUGGGUCUACUUACAACAGUCGUGCGCCAGCAGCUGCCACGCCAACCUUCCAGAGGCAACAAAGCAAUCCAUCGACAUAUUCUACCAUGCGACAAUCGUACGGCACCCAGCCGCAGCAGUACACCAGACCCGGUGCCGCGCAGCCGGGAUACGGCCAGACUAACGCCCAGCAAUACUAUGCCCAACGUCCAGCCCAGCAGACUCCAGGAACCUACAACAACUACAAUCAGCAAUACCAGCAAACCCCAGUGCAGAAUCAGCAGUACGCGCGCACGCCCAUCAUGGGCAACUACCAGACCAACGGGGCUCAGCAGCAAGCGUACAACCGUACGGCCUCACCUGCGAAACCCGGCUUUCCGGCGCCCCAAGCAAAUGUGCAACGGCCCAUGUAUCCCGCACCACAACAGCAGCCGGGAUCUGGAAGGGCCACUCCUGUUAGCUAUCCCAGCAACCCUCAUACUCCGGUCAAUGGAUAUCCGCCGCCUGCACGGCCGGUGCAAGGUCUUGCCCCACGCCCAACGAGCACGACGCCUCAGCCGACAAAUUACAAUGGGCCUACACAACCGCCGCCACCCCAACAAGUGGUUGCGAAUGGAAAUGGAAACCCUUGAUGGUACUGUGUGGUUGAAGCACUCUGGAGUGCUAUUGUCCGAAACAUUAUUCACCAGCAAAGCCAUUCCUGGGCUGGAGCAGCGCAUACUUCCUUUGAUCGAACGUGACCCUGCGGCGAGGACGAUGGCUUCUACAGUGGGCGUCUAAGUACGCGGCUCAUAUUGUUGGGCUAGUCCUGGGGUUGCCUAGAGGUGAUAGAUUUUAAAAUACCCUGAGCUCGUUGCUGUUGCGGCAUAUCAGAGCUGUGUGAUGUUAGAGACGAAACUGAAUUUAUUGCCAAAGGAGAGA